CAACCCCCAAACCCUUCCACCCCCCAACCAAACCCGUCCAACCCCCCCUCCCCAUCACAUCACAUCCCAGCUGCCUCCUCCUUCUUCUUCACAGCCCACACUAUUUUCGAUCGUCGACUACAAAACCACCUCCACCACCAACUCCACACUUUACUUCUACACCACUACUACCACCACCCACUUACACUACCAGCGACACAAAAGAACCGCAGUCUUUCCUACAACUACAUCCACAACUACACCUCUUCCCAAGCGAACCCCCCGAGAAUCCGUAGUUUAUGUCCAUCGAAAAUCUCAAGGUUAAUGAUCCUUUCGCCGACGACGUUGGUGAUACGCAGCCCAAGAAUUACGUUCAUAUCCGUAUUCAGCAGCGCAACGGUCGCAAGACGUUGACGACUGUCCAAGGAUUGUCCAAGGAGUACAGCCCCAAAGCUCUUCUCAAGGCCUUCAAGAAGGAAUAUGCUUGCAAUGGCACCAUCAUCCAAGACAAGGACAUGGGCGAGGUGAUCCAGCUCCAGGGGGAUCAUCGCACCAAAGUGAUGGACUUUCUCACCGAUAAAGACAAGGCCAAGAUGGGCAAAUACGCUCUCCAGAAGGAUCACAUCAAGAUCCACGGAUUCUAGGGAGCUUUGCUAAGGGCAAGCCGGGGCUGCAUUUGUGUGCGCCUUGCCGACUUACCUUUUUUAACCUCUUGGUAUUGCGUUGCAUUGUCUUUUCAAGAAACUUGUACUUUACUACUACUGCCGGUACUGGUCUGAUUUGUGAAAGAUGAUGUUAUGUGUGCGGGGGGAGUAGGAGGGUGGUUGGGUGGUUGUGUUGUGCUACUCGGUUUGAAACUUGCGUGUGCGCACGGAGAGGUGGGAACUUUUUGUCCUUCUACUACUACUGUUACUACUGUUGCUACUGUUGCUGUUCGGUUGGAAAUGUCGAUACAAUUGUAACGGAUGACUUGCCGCUGUUUACUACUAUACUCCGAUACCUUUGCGUCAUGGUGGGCUGUGACUCCGACGUGGGGAAUACUUGAUCUUGGUCCUGAUCUUUGA
Messenger RNA from Tricharina praecox, 1043 nucleotides. Its product is annotated as translation initiation factor SUI1. The transcript is spliced from 4 exons. The coding region runs from base 279 to 623 and encodes 114 amino acids. The record is from RefSeq and is a predicted model, not a curated record. Gene Ontology annotation, biological process: translational initiation. Gene Ontology annotation, cellular component: eukaryotic 43S preinitiation complex. Lineage: Eukaryota; Fungi; Ascomycota; Pezizomycetes; Pezizales; Pyronemataceae. Gene Ontology annotation, molecular function: RNA binding; translation initiation factor activity; ribosomal small subunit binding.